Haliotis rubra (blacklip abalone) is the source of this 479-nucleotide messenger RNA. Its product is annotated as uracil-DNA glycosylase-like. Gene Ontology annotation, cellular component: nucleus; mitochondrion. NCBI's taxonomy places the organism in Eukaryota, Metazoa, Mollusca, Gastropoda, Lepetellida, Haliotidae. The coding region runs from base 34 to 336 and encodes 100 amino acids. Gene Ontology annotation, biological process: base-excision repair, AP site formation via deaminated base removal; base-excision repair. The transcript has 2 exons. The record is from RefSeq and is a predicted model, not a curated record. Gene Ontology annotation, molecular function: uracil DNA N-glycosylase activity.
AGAAAUGGGCUGUACAAGGAGUGUUCCUUCUCAAUGCCUACGCUCACUGUGGAGGCACACACUCCUAACUCACAUAAAGGCUAUGGCUGGCAGAAGCUGACUGACCAGGUCAUCAAGAUCAUCAGUGAUCAGUGCCCAUUUGUCGUUUUCAUCCUCUGGGGAAACUUUGCUCAGAAAAAGGGCAAACUAAUUGAUGAUAAGAAGCACGCAAUCAUUAACAAUGCUCACCCCUCCCCACUAAGUUUUACCAGGUUCGCAGGCUGUAAGUGUUUCUCUGCCACUAAUGAUGCUCUGCAGAAGAAAGGGUUCUCUCCCAUAAACUGGUCGCUGGAGUAACAGGAGCUGUAGCAGCUGGGUCAUGAAGUCACAUGACCUGUAGUAUUUCAGGGCUCCCACAGGUCAGGGAAAAGUCAGGGAAAUUGGGCAUUUCUAUGAAAGUCAGGGAAAAGUCAGGGAAUUUUGAUAUGUUUUCAAAAGUC